This is a messenger RNA of Orbicella faveolata, 5527 nucleotides long. RefSeq lists its product as uncharacterized. The record is from RefSeq and is a predicted model, not a curated record. Lineage: Eukaryota; Metazoa; Cnidaria; Anthozoa; Scleractinia; Merulinidae.
ACACCUAAACAGGCAAAGCGCCAGUCUUGAAAACAAAUUGGUUAAAACGGGUGUUAAUUAUAAACUGAAAGUCUUCGUGGCUUGGCAAAAGGGCAAAAUGACUAAAUUUUCUCUUUUGUUAGCUUGAUACUUAACAAGAAAAGCAUACAAAAGAAUUUUACUUUUUUUCAAAUAGAUUUUGGAGAGCUUUCGAUUAGCUUCCGAUUUUCUGGCUGACUGCCGAGUUGCUAGGUUACAGGUUAACCAUUGUGUAAUAGGUAAUUGCACAACAUGGUCGAAUCACCUUUGGCCGAAGAAGAGAAAGAGUGUUGUUUUUACCUAAAAACAUGAUUUGCCCUGCCAAAGCGUUUGUUUUUUAGUUGUUACAGAGUAAAAUUUUCACCCUUCGGGUUUGCAAGAGUAUAAUUUUUACCGGACAUCUCAGUAGUAUGUCUAAAAAACUGUUUUCAAAAACUGUUGACAUUUUAAAUCAACAUAUCUUGUCGUGAGUCAAACACUUUGCGCCAGAUGAACUCACCUGUACGUGAAUUUUUAUUCGAUUAAAAAAAAUCUUUCACAUGGGAACCCUCGCGCUCUGAAUCCUCACUUAUGUCAUUGCCUGUAAGCCAUAUACGCUCCUCGGCGCAUGUAUUCUCUAAACUGAACCUGUCUUGCAUGUGUUGUUUUGUUGCUCAACUAUCAACAGCACCCGUCUUUCUCUGAAGCGGUACGCGCGCUCCAACACUAUGACGUCAUGCUUUGGCGAGUCUCUGUUGAAGAUCAAAGAUGGCGAUUUUGGAGCCAACAUGACUGACUUAUACAAUCAUGAAUGCUAUGAAGGAUUCUUAGAAGACGAGAGACGUUGAAGGAGGCACUGUCCAGCCAUGCACCUGAGAUGUGUGUGUGUUUUAUUAUUAGUGGGUGUCAACGUCACAUGGGCUGGACUGACACAGGAUUUUAAUCAAGUAUUCUAUCUCGGUUUUGAUCGAUACAAUGGAGAUCGUGUUUAUGAUGAUUCAUUGCACAACAACAAUGCAACCCUCAAGUCUGCUUUCUUAGAUAAAAUACCCGGCAGCUGUGGCAUGUGCGCCAGGGUGUGUUGUGGGGGAACUAUUCCUAUAGAUGGAGCUAAGUUCAUUGGCGUCCCUUACAUCGAAGUUAUGAUUGCUCUUAUGGUACAGCUAAAGGAGACAUCCGGGACAAUAAUCCUUUUCGAGACUAUCGGAGGACCGCCAAAGUCUAAUCACCAGGAACCCCAAUAUCUAUUGCAAGUGGAAAACGCUAGGGUACGCUGGUUUCACCGCAAUGAAAACGGCUCUACCGUGUUCAGUAUCGUGACAGACGGUCCUGUUCUGUCCAGUGGCAAAUGGUAUCACCUGGCCGUGAUGUAUGACGGUCUGCGAGGUAGUGCUAGGAUAUACGUCGACGGCAAACUGAAAAAACAAGAGACCGCUGACCCUGGUGUAUUUCUGUCCCGAGACUGGUCUAAAUAUGCCGGUAUAGGUAAAUAUGACGGACAAGGUCGCUUGGAAGGCUAUGUGGACGAGCUAUACAUAUACAAUAGGACUCUCCCUGAACCAGCACUUAAUGCACUUAUUCAAAAGUGUCAGGGGCCGAAGAGCACCAUGGUCCUGCAUUUGAGUUUUGACAAGAAAAGUGGGACCAAAUUUCUGGAUGAUUCUGGACUUCUGAACCAUGCUGUGAUCGGUGGACCGCCUCUGCAACCAGGCCAGCCUACUCCAGCCCCUCCCCCUCCCGCCAAAGGAAGCUGUGGAAAUGGCGUACAGUUAAGCGCGGGACAAGCAGAUAUUAAACUUGACGGAAAAACAUUCCGAAACAAACCAAUCGACGGUGUUACGCUUGCGCUGUGGAUCAACGUGACGUCAGUGAAAGGAAAGCAUUACCUGUUUGACACGAUUGGCGGACACUCAGCGCAUAAACACGACCAAUAUCUGCUAAUCAUAAAUAACGGAGCCAUCACUUGGAGUCAUAACGAUGAAAAUGACAGGCAGCUGUUUACAGUAACGACUGAUCCUAUAGUUAUUGAGAAGCAAUGGGUGCACGUAGCUGUGACGUACAGUGAUGUCAGUCGGCAAGCAAAAGUGUUUAUCAACGGCAACCUAAACAAGCAGGGGCCUGGAUCGGGCCGACUGUCGGAAGACUGGGACAGCUAUGCGGCGUUUGGUAAACACGAAGGAGCUGUGACGGACGUUGACACACUGGAUGAAAUAUAUAUGUACAACAGGGAACUGUCUCCAUUUGAAGUUAAAACUCUUUAUGACAACUGUAACUUUGGCUCAGCCAAAACACCGAGUACCGGCCAAGUGCUUUACUACGGAUUUGAUCGCGUGUCAGGUAGUAACGUGUAUGAUGACUCUGGCAGUACGAACAAUGGUGAGUUAACCAGCCUCGCUACCGUGACAAAGACCAGUGGGACUUGUGGGAACGGACUUAAGCUUCAUGGAGGCAAUAUUCUAAUCAGUGGUCAGCGGAUACAAAGAAAACCACUGUUCAGUGUAACAGUGGCUGCGUGGCUUAAACUAGAUACCAACCGUGGUCAGCAGUCUAUCUUCAGCACUUGUAACCCGGACAACCCGUGGAACAGCCACGUGCAAUAUUCACUUACGAUCACAGACGGACGAGUAAAAUGGUUUCAUAAGAACGAAAAAUCACAGACUGUGUUCAGCGUCGAGACAAGCACACCAGUGGUGCCCGCGGGCACAUGGACGCAUGUUAGCUGUACUUACACAGCAACUGGCGGGAAAUCUGAGAUUUAUGUGAAUGGAGUGUUGAAAAAACAAGAGUUCACUGGCUCAGGAAUUCUCUCACAGGACUGGGGCGGUAAAAUCAGCAUUGGUAAAGAGUACGACAAAGGGAGUGAUGGUAAAUGGGUCGAACUCAACAGUCUAAACGGCAUCAUUGACGAGUUCUACUUAUUUGAACGCGACUUGAAGCAAAACGAAAUAACACUCCUUGCUCAGACGUGCAAUUAUCACAGAAUAGUACUGCACUAUGGCUUUGACCUGUUCACUGGUAAAACAGUGUAUGACCAGUCGGGUCUCGCCAACAAUGGCCUCGCGAUUAAUGGCACGACAACAUCCAUUAACGGGACAUGUGGAAAGGCGGUUAAUAUGACCAUGGGACAACUGAAACUUCCAGGCGAUAAUUUCAGAGGAAAACCCCAGAAGGCCAUCACGAUAUCAGUCUGGAUCAGUCUCCAAACAAACAGGGGACGACACGAAUUAUUUGACACGAUCGGAAGUCAUUCUGAUCACAAACACGACCAGUACGACUUCGCUGUGCAGGAUGGGAAGGUUAUCUGGUAUCACCACCAAGAAAACGACAAAGAGGUGUUCAACAUCGUCACCCUUCCCGUCAUUCCCGCGCGCAACUGGACUCACCUGGCCGUGACGUACGACUCUUCCACCAUGUUGGCCAAAGUUUACGUAAACGGAGUACUGGUGAAACGAAAGUCCGCCAGCGGGGAUCUUUCACAAGACUGGGGUCAUUUUGCCGGCAUUGGAAGACACUUUUACGAAGGGACUUAUUUAUCUGGACUUAUUGAUGAAUUUAUUAUAUUUAAUUACUCUCUUAGUGACUCUGAAAUUAAGUAUCUUGCGCAAGGGCGGUGCUCCAAAAAGUAAGUCGACAAUCUCCGUCGUGCAAUCUCUUUUUUAUAAACAAAGUCUGCUUAUAUAACAUAGUUUCCAGAACGAGGGAACUGCCUCAAGCUUUUUAUAUAUAUAUCUAUGUAAGGUAAAUAUUCUCAGUCAGUUAGAAGUAAACUUUAACGGAAAAUAAAGCAGUUCGUCGAUAGAAAUAACAGUAAAUUUGAAAGUUACGUUAAGGCCUGAGAGGAGAAAAGUAGUUUUUUAGUUUAAAUUUUACUUAAAGAACCAUUAUUAGCGAGGUUAAAUUUUCCGCCGCCCAGCUUUAAAGAUUGAAGCGAUGUCAGUUUGCGCCUUGCGCCUGCCACCUUGCAGUUCUUGUUAGUUGUGUUUCCGGGCUAGCCAAGUCGAACUUCUGGCGCGGAAUUGAAAACGAAGCUUUCAACUUUGCGAAUGUUUAAUAUUUAUUUUAAUAUUCAUAUUUUACUGUAGUCCACGUUUCUGCUACAAUAGACGAGAACGAAUUCAAUUAAAAUUACGUCGAAUUAUUUAAAUGAAAGUCUAAAUUACUUGAGAAGUGGUGAGUAAGAACUAUACCACGACUGGGGCUUGGUGCAAUCUUUGGAGAUGAACGCUAAAGCAGCUGUCUUUUGUAGUAAGUUCUGCCGCUUUGUUCUUUGCUCCCUCAAAUCGUGGAGAAAAAAGGCUAACUGUAGAAUUUAGAAAGAAGACCUUUUCGCCCCCGCGUUUAAUUUUCUCUCGACCCUUCUUUCAGAACACACCCACAAACCAAAAGACUAUGAUCUUUUUUAAAAGAGAUUAAAUACUCUUGCAGAGAUCGACGGAAUACAUGUAUAGUCAAUCCUAUCGACACCAAAAGUGUCGAGAUUAUACAAAAUAGCAAAUAACCUUUGCCGACUUCUUCUCUCGCACGUGCUAUACGGGUAAGUUGACAUGGCUGAUAUUCAAGAUCAGUCCAUCAGAAUGCCUUAUUGCAGGUUCAGUGGAACCGGAUAAUUUUUUGCACCUCUUUUUCAAAAGGUCGUGUAAUGAAUGAAUCUCUUGUUAACUAAGCAAUACUGUGACAAUUCCUCCGCCGAUAUUCUACCAUAAGCUCGUUGAGCUGUCUUAGUAAACAUAUAUACCAUUGUAAAUUAAAAUUGGUCAUAAUUUUAUUAAACAAUCCAUCGUGGUCGCGUCGUUACUUCUGACCAGGUUCUUUCCUUUACUAACCUAUACCUGUCAAUAAAGAUUCUUACUACGUGGAGAGAGAAAAAAGUUACCUGAACAAACAAUCAAGCCACAAUUUGAAGUACAUAAGUCAGUGUUUUAUUGCAAAACCUGAGGUCGCGGAUAACUUAUUUAUAAAGCCUUUCUCUUUCAAGCAAAAGGUAAUGCAACAAAUAAAUAGGAUUAAAACCAGCUACUGUAGCUGUCUAAGCCACAGGCGUGUCUGUACAAUGUAUCUUGCUUUUUUUCUGUCAGCAGAGUCGUGUGAGGACACUAGACACCAAUAUAGGACAAUAACACGAGAAAAAUGGCACCCGUCCACAUCUCGUUACUCACUUUCUUUCUGCCUGUAAUCACAAGUGUACAAUUUUCAUCAAGGUGCCACAGAGAAUUUCGUUUUCUACAACAAAAAACGUGUUUUUUUUUUCUUCUGAAACAGAAAACGGAAACGUGAAAAAGAGUAGUCAUUUGGGAGUUAACUGAGUCCUUUUUACCGGCUAUCAUUUAAGUCCAGAAGAAAUUUUCACCAUUAAAUCUCUCCAUUUAGCGGUCCAAUGUAUGUAGCCGCCACACUGUAAAGUGAGUAUGGAAAGUAAAAAAGUUUUUAAGGAUUCCAUAAACUACUAUGCAAGUUGGUAAUAUGAAUAAAGACACAGUUUGCCAUUUCACACCAAAGGUGUGAAAUGGAAUAUUCUCUUAAAAAAAAAAAA